AUGACCAACUGGAAUAGUCCGGCAGAACUCGUACGAGAUACCGUAUACCUACAGACGACUCUGCAUGUAUGUUGGGGCUGUGCGAUCUGGGAAUAUAUCUCCAAUUUUGACUAUGAAUGGGACGUCUUAAGAGGAACGAGACCGUACCGCUGGACUAUCUGGGUCUAUUCAUGGUGUAGACUAUCUAUGCUAGUGGGGUUCUUGCUCCUAAUCGCGGCUAUGGAUGGAUGGUCAAGUCGCCAUUGUACGGCCAUUUAUGCGUUGGCUAUGGCUACAUCUUACGCGUCUCUGGCGCUUGCAUCUCUGCUCAUUGUCCUACGCAUAGUUGCUAUCUGGGAGAAACAGAGUAUAGUUAUCGUAGCCUCUUCCGCCAUAUGGCUCAUUGGCGUGGCGCUGAACAUCCGUGAUGUUACUCUGCUCCGAGCGUCGUAUAGCGUGAUCUACAAGUCAUGCAUACCCUUCGAUACCAACAAGUUCCUGCCCAACUCGAUUGGCAUCCUUGGAUCGGAUUUUCUGCUAUUGGCCUUGAUGCUCGUCGGCAUCCUGCGCAAGCGAGGGGCCUCGCAAACGGGAAUAAUCCGAGUCCUCUACCGUCAAGGAGUGAUAUGGCUGGUUGUCGCUGUCCUCGUGGAGGUACCGGUUGUCGCAUUCUGUAUCUUGGAUAUCAACGAACCCCUCGUUCUUAUGUUUCAACCAGUUGAGCUAGUGUCACUAGGCAUUUGCGCGGGUCGCAUGUACCGCGGGUUGAUGGACUAUGCCCUCAGACCGGGAUACAGAUCUUCUAUCACAGAACUUACUUCCAUGCGUUUUUCGACUCGCAUCACGUUGUCUGCACCGUCUCGCGAAACCUUCUUUACGGGAUAA
Peniophora sp. CBMAI 1063 is the source of this 864-nucleotide messenger RNA. The record is from the annotation of a GenBank genome assembly. Lineage: Eukaryota; Fungi; Basidiomycota; Agaricomycetes; Russulales; Peniophoraceae.